Messenger RNA from Salarias fasciatus (jewelled blenny), 4110 nucleotides. It is a transcript of the gene afap1, whose product is annotated as actin filament associated protein 1. Gene Ontology annotation, cellular component: cytosol. The record is from RefSeq and is a predicted model, not a curated record. NCBI's taxonomy places the organism in Eukaryota, Metazoa, Chordata, Actinopteri, Blenniiformes, Blenniidae. Gene Ontology annotation, molecular function: SH3 domain binding; SH2 domain binding.
AGAGAGCAGCAGCACUGGGAGUGAAGAGAGGAGCUCGGAGUGGAUACUUUCUUUCUUUUCUUUUCUUUUCUUUGGAAACCUUUGAAGCUGCCGGGGAUCCGCCGGGCACGCGCCUGCUCCUCCGUGCGUCGUCGCGCGGGUUCACGAUGAGGAGCGAGCCCGUUCUGUUCGGCUCCAGCCGGGCCAUGGAGGAGCUGGUGUGUGAGCUUCGUCUGUUCCUGGACUUGCUGGACCGGGAGUACCUGAGCGCCGGGGUCCGGGAGAAGAAGACGCACCUGUCCAACAUCCUGCACCGAGUCCUGUCGGACAAAGAGCCGUCCUUCAAGUCGGAGAUCCACAGCGGCCUGCCCGCCCCGCCCCAGAUGCCCCUCCCAGAGAUCCCCCACCCCUGGCUGCCCCCCAGCAGCGGCCCUCCCCCGCUGCCCAGCUCCUCCCUCCCAGAAGGCUACUACGAAGAGGCGGUUCCUCUGAGUCCGGGGAAGGCUCCGGAGUACAUCACCUCCAACUACGACUCGGACGCCAUGAGCAGCUCCUACGAGUCGUACGACGAGGAGGAGGAGGACGGCAAGGGCCAGAAGAUGCGCCACCAGUGGCCGUCGGAGGAGGCGUCCAUGGACCUGGUGAAGGACGCCCGGAUCUGCGCCUUCCUGCUGCGCAAGAAGCGCUUCGGCCAGUGGACCAAGCUGCUGUGCGUCAUCAAGGACAACAAGCUGCUGUGCUACAAGUCCUCCAAAGACCAGACCCCUCAGAUGGAGCUCAGCCUGUCCGGGUGCAGCAUCACCCACGUCCCCAAAGACGGCAAGAAGAAGAAGCACGAGCUGAGGAUCGUCCACCAGGCGGACGCCCUGGUGCUGGCCGUGCAGAGCAAGGAGCAGGCCGAGGAGUGGCUCAAGGUGAUGAGAGAGGUUUGCAUCAAUGGGAGCUUUGACUCGGACCCGGCGAGAUCUGGAUCACCGGUGCACAAGCCCGAGCUGGAGAAGAAGGCGUCGAGCGACCGGCCCAGCUCGGACGGCGAAGCUCCUCACGAGAACGGACAGAGCGACUGUAAGGACCAAGGAAAGGGGAAGAAGAGCUCGAAGUCGGAGCAGAAGGCGGGAACCGUCGGGAAGGGAGCGGGCAAGAAGAUCACCAAGAUCAUCGGUCUGGGGAAGAAGAAGCCGUCCACCGACGAGCAGACCUCGUCCGCUGAGGAGGACGUCCCCACAUGUGGCUACCUGAACGUGCUGUCCAACAACCGCUGGCGGGAGCGCUGGUGCCGGCUGAAGGACAACCAGCUCCUCCUGCACAAGGACCGGGACGACCUGAAGAGCCACAUCGCCUCGCUGCCCCUCCGCGGCUGCGAGGUCAACCCGGGCCUCGACCACAAGCACCCCUUCGCCUUCCGCCUGCUGCGCAACGGACAGGAAGUGGCGGUGCUGGAAGCGUCCUCCUCUGAGGGCAUGGGCCGCUGGUUGGGGGUGCUGUUGGCUGAAACGGGCUCCACCACCGACCCGGCCACGCUGCACUACGACUACAUCGACGUGGAGACCACCGCCAACGUCAUCCAGCUGGCCAAGCAGUCGUUCUGUUUCACUAGCAAGCGAGCCGUCUCCCCGAACCCGUACCUGGACAACCCCGUCAACGGCUACGCCUGCCCCACCGGGAUGGCCCUGCACUACGACGACGUGCCCAUCAACGGAACGCUGAAGGGAAAGAAAGGAGGGCUGAUCAACGGCUUGUCGUCGAAGCAGAAGGCGGCGGCGAAGAGCCAGCCCAAGAAGAACGGGGUCAGCGGGGUCGGCGGGACGAACGGGACGGCGUCCCUCACACGGAACAACUCCAAUGCUGAUCAGUGCAAGUAUGGGAAGAACCGCGUUGAGGCCGACGCCAAGCGCCUGCAGGGCAAGGAGGACGAGCUGAUGAAGAGGAAGCAGGACAUCAGGAACCACCUGACCGUGCUGAAGAAAGAGAGGCGGGACCUACGCAGCGCCGUGGAGGCGGCGGCCGGAAAACGCUCCCAGGCCUCGCUGUCGGAGCGGCUCCAGAAGCUGGAGGAUGAGUGCCGGCUGAAGGAGGAGGAGCGGGUCAACCUGGAGCUGGAGCUGACGGAGGUGAAGGAGAGUCUGAGGAAGGCGCUGAGCGGCGGCGUCACCCUGGGCCUCACCAUCGAACCCAAGGCCGGCUCCUCCAGGCCCGCAGUCCCCGGCCGCCGCCCGCCGCACGCAGGAGUCUUCGCCGUUCUCCAGCUGCGACACCAGCGACACCGAGUCCUGCUCACUGCCCGUCAACAGCGCCUCGCUGCUGCGCCGCCAGCACGGCGCCCACAAGGCCCCGCCCGCCCGCGGACAUGUGCUCCGGAAGGCCAAGGAAUGGGAGCAGAAGAGCGGCACAUAGAGCUUCAGCUCUCUGCAGCUUCACCGUGUUUCAAUGUGUAUAUAUUUAUUUAAAACUGUUCUCACAGUGGGAGAGGAGAGCACACACACACACACACACACACACACACACACACACACACACACACACACACACACACACACACACACACAGCAAGCUUUUGUAAACUUUUCUACUACUCUGCAUGCUAAGUGGUUCCACUGACGUUCCCAGCAGAACACCGUCCUUCCUCUGUCCCGGCCUUCACAGCAGUUUUGACUCCAAGAAAAAAGGAAAUCUCCAAACCAAGUAUUUAUUUGUAAAUGUUGAAAGGAAAUCCCGGCUUCCCUUCAGUUUAUUUAUGUCGAUGUAUUUAAAGUGUUUUUGUGGACUGAAUCCUCAGAGCUGAACCCCGACAGGCUCUUUAAAGAAGCACGGUCAGUCUCCAGACUGGGCUGAACAGCGAGCUCGCAGCAAGCUAGCAGCGAGCUAGCAGCGAGCUAGCAGGUCGCUCUGCCUCUCAGAGCUCACACUCUUACUGGAAGAAACAUGAUUUCAAUAUGUGAACGUCAUUGCUCCAUACAGGAGCAGCCAUGUGAAAGAGUUGCAGUGUGUUUCAUGUAGCAGCUUUAAUCCUGGCAACUCUGUUAUUAUGGCAAUGAAGAAAAAACUACAAGAGAAGUGUUUUCUGUUAGCAUUUCUAAAUGUAAAACCAUCAAAUCAUUUUAGAUAAAUGAAACCUCCCAGCAGCAAACUAAAGCGAGCUGUUAGCAUUUUCAGUGAAGACAUGCUUCUCAGUUGGGACGUUAAUUGUGCUUCUUUAAAGAGUUUUUCUCUCAUUAGGUCGUUAGCAAGACCUGCUAGCAAAGCCCACUAGCAAGGAACGCUAGCAAGGCCUGUUAGCAUGGCCCAUUAGCAGAGCCCACUGGCAGGGUGUUUCAGCACGGCCUGUUAGCGGUGUGUGUUAGCGGUGUGUGUUAGCGGUGUGUGUUAGCGGUGUGUGUUAGCAGUGGGAAACGUUUGGUGGUUCGGACUCAGACGUGAUCCUUCAGUAGGUUCUUUCUUGUCAGAAAGCUGCAGCAGGCGGUCAUCCAUCAUCCAGCAGCCUCAGUCCUGCUACUCUAAUCACUCCACCGUGUGUGUGUGUGUGUGUGUUGUGUGUGUGUGUGUGUGUGUGUGUGUGUGUGUGUGUGUGUGUGUGUGUGUGUGUGUGUGUGUGUCGGAGGCACAUUCCAAACCCAUCCAGAAUACACUGACUGAAAUAGAAGCACUUGCUGUAGACUGAAAUUGCCAUGUCCUGCUAAAUCAAACACUGUGAUUUAGACUUUUAGACUGACACACACACACACACACACACACACACACACACACACUCCGGUUUACGGUGCUUUUCCAAUACCAGCUUUCCAUUGCCCUGCAGAAAGAAGCUUUGCUUUCACAGACACUCUUUCAUGGGUCAGAAAAGUCUGAGAUUUUCCACAGAAUGAAUCAUGUUGGUGAAACUGUGUCUCUGGUCCUGUUGGUCUCACAUCGUCUAAAAUCACAUCCGUGGGAUUUCAUCUGAAAGUGAAAUAUACCUGAUUCCUCUUACAGUUUACCUCUUUGAAAGAUUUAUUUCAAUUAAGUUCAUCUCAAGUUAAAGGUGCUGUAGGCAGGAUUCCGCAUCUCCGCCAUCUUGCUUGGGUUUUCCUAACCAAGAUGGCGAUUUGACCCAUCUGAGAUGGCGAUUUGAAACCCAGCACAGCCAAUCCUGUCCUG